CUGCUCGCCACAACUAGAGAAAGCCUGCGUGCAGCAGUGAAGACCCAGUGCAGCCAAAAAUAAAUUAAAAAAAAAAUAAUAAAAUAAAGCUGCCUUCCGCCAGGGAAGACUAGCCGGCUUCUCUCUAGGUAUGGCUCAGCUUCUUGGGGAUAUUUAUUUGGUCAUGCAAGAAAUAAAACCAGCCCUUCACCUCCUGAAAGAACCUCUUGCCUAUUGCCUCUAGCCCAGAGGGAUCUAACUUUCCAUUUCUGCUUGGUUCUUCAUUUUUUUCUAGUACUUUUACACAGUGACCUCCUUAAUCCUUCUUGUUGCUUUUGGCAAAACUGGUUAUUCUAAGCCUGGCGUAAGGCUUGUGGCUUCAAGGUCAGCAUUUCCCCAAUAAGGUUUUUCAGCCACCCAACCCCAGAGCUCCAGGCUUCCUUCUGCUCUGCCCAGUGGCCGCUUUACUGUGGUCAUUAUCUGUUUUCCUUCCUAUGUUCUGACUUCGAGGCCCAGGCAGUCGAGUAUCUCUCGUGCGACUUCCUUUUGAUCUGGGUAUCAAGAGCAUAGGAGAGAAGCGGUGCAGUCCCAGCCCUGGAGGAACCUACAGUCUGGUGGACACCCAAGGCCAAGAGAAAAGCUUGUAGGAGCCCUUGAAAAGAAACAGGAAAACAAAUGCAAAACAACAAUAAUGCCUUCCAUCUGUGCUCCGAAGCCCUUUCUCAUACAUUAUUUUCCACAGUGCAGAGCACAUCCGUGAUAUGGAAAAUGUGGAGUGGUGGCAUACUCGGGAAAGGCUUCCGUCUCAAUCUGGUCUGCAGCCCCCAAGAGGUCGUCUUGUUUGGCUUCAUUCAUUCAUUCUUCCUCAAAUACAUAUCGAGCUCCUACUACAUGCCAGGCACCUCUCCCCUUAGUUGUCUACAGAAUUCACGCCAUCUCUCAUGUUCCAUUGCCCUCCAUCUUUUCUGCUUAUUCCCAAUGCUUUGCCUCAAUCCCACCUAUAGUGGUUUCUAUUCAUCUCCUCUUAUUCUAUUUUUGGUGGAAAGGGGAGCUGUUGCUCCCCAGUUACCAUAUAAUAACCCUUCAGAGUCUGUUAUUAGGCAUCCUUGGGGCUGCCGUAUUUACCUUUUAAUAAAGCCGAGUUUCUCUGCUCUCCUAUACGGGGGCUGACCAAGGCUGUAAAGGGAGGCGCCCUCUGUAAGCCUCCUGCUGGCUGUGCCAGGCUGGGAGGGAAAGGGUGCACACAGCAGUGCCCGUUGUGUGGAACAGAGCCAGCUGGAGAAUAAUCGCCCGAUUUAGUGUGAAAACCUGAUUCAGGUGGAACAGGUGCUGCCGGGAUGGGAGGGUGUCUGUGUGGUCAUGGCAGAUCAGAGAGAACUUUCAAAGCACACUGUCCAGUGUUUAGUGACCUGGAAUGUGUCUCCCUGUCCACCGUGUCCUGUUGACAGCUGCUCAUUCCCAGGCUUGGUAGACCUGACGUGCCCAGUCCAUUCCCCCUAGGUGUCCCAGAUCAGAGAACUGCGGGAGAUGUGGGCUCCUCCAGAGCGAGAUGUGAAUCAGCUUUAGAUGAAGCCUGGAGUUGUCCUGCGGUCCUCACAGAAACUGCCUCCUGGAGAUAGACUUCUCCUCUUGGGUGUGAGCUGAAGCUGGACUGACCUUGGGGAAAGGAGGUUGUAUCAGUCAGGUUCUUGGUUAUAAGCAACAGAGCCAGAACUUGAAUUUAAGGAGAAGGGAAUGUAUGGAGAGGAUUUUGGAGCGUGCACAGACUUCACACCAACGCUGGGCAAGUAGGCUUGGAAAAUGAGAACAAAGGAGGCACUGCAGCCGGAACCCAGGCCUAAAUGACAAUCCAGAAAUGGUCUGGCAAAGACCCUCGAUGCACUGUGGCACCUCCAGCACCGGCAGCUUUACUGUGGGCAGUUGCCACUGGUACCCUUAUCAGCAUUGCCCCAGACACGGGGUGUGGCUGCCUCUGUCAGAAGGGGUUUCCAUGUUCUCCUUCUUGCAUCACUAGUUCCCUAUUUAUUGUCAGGCUUGGGGUAUCUGAUGGCUCAGCCUAGGGGUCCUUUGCCCAGGCUUGGAAGACAAACAUCUAGUGUUUUCAGCUUCUACAUUCACGGAUGAUCCUUGUCACUCUCAGCUCAUUAGAUGGGGAACUCCCCCAAUCUAGAAAGUACUGGAUGCUUAAAAGCUGACUAAUGCACAUGAAAGGGGUCCUGGGAGUGAAAGAGCAUCACAGUGGAUGCUCUGAACUGGUCUGCCUAACUGUAGCUGGCAGCUGUUACAAAACUGAACCACCCACCAGCAGUGGGCGAAGUGCUUUUCCAUCCUGCAUGCCCUCAGGUCCCCACCACAACCUUGUGAGAUGGUGGGGACAUGAAGGAGGGCAAAUAGUAGUGUCAGUUAUGAAGGAGGUUUGGCACUCGGGCUGAGGAGUUUGGAGGUGAAGAGGACACUGCACAUAUCUGGGCAGGAAAGCCCACGUGGCCUCACAACACUGUGCUUGUGGAAAACUAGAACCGAGCUGACACUGAGAUCAUCCUCCUGCUGUCCUGUGUCCUUUCUCCUUCCUUCCCUGCCGCACGGCGUCUUGGCCGUCUUUAGCUGGGGAGCCUCAGGAGUCCUCACUGAGCUGGUGUGCCCGCCUCUGCUCCUGUGGGGUGUCCCCUACAUUUCAGGGCUUACCCAGGGGCUUUCCCACAUGCCCAUCCAACAUCCCCCCAGCACGGGCUGGCGAAGUGUCUACCUUGCCCGGGGUCCAGAUGGCACUCAGUACUGAUGACCCCAACUCUCUGCCUCUCCCUGCAGCCGUUAAGCACAGCCGGCAUCCUGAGCUCCUCCUCUACCACUUCCAACAGGUUAAGGAAUAGGCCUUGCUAUCGGACCAAAGCCCUGAACUCCGAGGUGGAUGAGAGCCUCUUCGGAGCUAUCAAGCCUCUGACCCAGAGCGACGGCCCCAUCGUGCUGCUCCGAGAUAAGCAUGCCAUUCGGAAAAAUCUCCCUGCCCUGGGCUUGGACCACAAGCCAGAGACCGUCCAGCUCAUCACCCGGGACAUGGUCCGGGAGCUCAUCAUCCCCACCAAGGACCCCUCCGGGGAGUCCCUUAUCAUGAGCCCUGAGGAGUUUGAGCGGAUCAAAUGGGCAUCCCACGUGCUGACUAGAGAAGAACUCAAGGCCAGGGAGCAGGCCUUCAAGGAGGAGAAGGAAGCCAUUGUGGACGCAGUGACCACACGCAAGAAGAUCAUGAAACAGAAGGAAAUGGUUUGGAGGACCAGCAAGAAGCUCAACAAUCUGGAGGAGGUGGCCAAGGACAGGGCCCAGAACCUCCUUCAGAGAGCCAGGCAGCUGCGGAUGGAGCAGGAGGAGGAGCUGAAGGACGUGAGCAAGAUCAUCCUCAACGCUAAGUGCCACGCCAUCCGGGAUGCCCAGAUUCUGGAGAAGCAGCUGAUCCAAAAAGAGCUGGAUGCAGAGGAGAAGCGGUUGGAUCAGAUGAUGGAGGUGGAGCGGCAGAAAUCCGUUCAGAGGCAGGAGGAGCUGCACAGAAAGAGGCGGGAAGAGAGCAUCCGAGGAAGACGGCACAUUGUGGAACAGAUGGAAAAGAAGCAGGAGGAGCGAUCGCUGCUUGCCGAGCAGCAGCAACAGGAUAAGGAGCAGAUACGGGCGUAUAUGGAGCAGCUCCAAGAGGAGGAUCUAAGGGACUUGGAACGAAGACACCAGCAAAAGCUGCAGAUGCAGGCUGAGAUCAAACGCAUCAAUGACGAAAACCAGAGGCAGAAAGCAGAGCUGCUGGCUCAGGAGAAGCUGGCAGACCAGAUGGUGAUGGAAUUUACCAAGAAGAAGAUGGCUCGAGAAGCAGAGUUUGAGGCUGAGCAGGAGAGAAUCCGGAGGGAGAAAGAGAAGGAGAUUGCCCGCCUGAGGGCAAUGCAGGAGAAGGCCCAGGAUUACCAGGCAGAGCAGGAUGCCUUGCGGGCCAAACGCAACCAGGAGGUUGCCGACAGAGAGUGGCGCAGAAAGGAAAAGGAAAACGCACAGAAGAAGGUGGAAACUGAGGCCAGACUGCGGAAAAGUCGGCAAGAACAGGUGGCUUUCAAGGAGCACGCUCUGGCCGUUCAGGUGCAACGGGACCGGGAUGAGUUCGAGAGGAUUCUUCGGGCUCAGAGAGAGCAGAUUGAAAAGCAGCAGCUGGAGGAGGAGAAAAAGGCCAGGGGGCGCUUACAGUAUGCCAAUGAGCUCCAGCGCCAGGUGCGGGAGAACCAGCAGAAGCAGCUGCAGGACCGGAUCGCCACCUUCGAGGAAGGCCGGCGCCUCAAAGAGGAGGCCCAGAAGUGGCGUGAGCGCAUUGAAGGCAUCAAGAAGAAAAAGAUAGAGGAGCUGAGAGCCACCGGCCUUCCUGAGAAGUACUGCACUGAAGCUGAGCGCAAAGCUAACAUCCAACCCGACACCUCUGUGGACUGAGGGUGCCUCUCGGCCCCUCGGGAUGCCUUCAGCGGGCAGCUUCCUCCCAGGCUCUCGGUGUCCAUAACUGCAGCUAAUCUAGACACUUCUGAGUUACAGAUUAAAUCUAUUCUACUUCUCUAAGCAACAGUCCAGCUUUCUUGCUGCGGGGAUGUGGCUGCCACGGGCACUGAACGAGGAGCAAAAUUGGUUACGGGAGCCCCAGGUUGUGGGCCGUAUGAUGCUCAGAGGCAGAGAAUGGAAGGAUUCUCUCACAGUCAGCCCUCCC
Molecule: messenger RNA, 4702 nt
Organism: Aethalodelphis obliquidens (Pacific white-sided dolphin)
Lineage: Eukaryota; Metazoa; Chordata; Mammalia; Artiodactyla; Delphinidae
Gene: CFAP45
Product: cilia and flagella associated protein 45
Exons: 11
Coding region: 2758-4434 (558 amino acids)
Source: RefSeq, a predicted model, not a curated record